Botrytis cinerea B05.10 is the source of this 1605-nucleotide messenger RNA. RefSeq lists its product as hypothetical. The transcript is spliced from 2 exons. Lineage: Eukaryota; Fungi; Ascomycota; Leotiomycetes; Helotiales; Sclerotiniaceae. The record is from RefSeq and is a predicted model, not a curated record. Bases 823 to 1320 code for a protein of 165 amino acids.
GUUGUGUGCAAAGAGAUAAAUACACAACGCAACAAACACACACACACAGAGCCAGAGCCAGAGUUAGAGCUUCGAUAUCAGAUAUCAGAUGUUAAAAUCCACAUCCAUGAAGAUGUAACCCAUCCCAAGAGAUGCGAGUGAAUUCAUUCGAAAGCACGAAUAGCAUUCGAUCCUUUCUUGCGCGUGCGACUUCCUUCCCGUUGAGUUUCACUGCAUUUCGAGUAUUGUCGCGUGCACGAAUGCUACUGGUCUGAUGCUCUGGCAGGCGAGGAAAAUGAUUCGUGGAGAGCCUGGUGGGUGGCGUAUGCUGGAUCGCGUUGGGUGAGGGGAUGGCGAGGCUGCUGGUGGGUGGAUGUUUGGAUUCGAUGAGGUGGUGGGUGUUGCUUCUUCUUCUUCUUCUUCUUUUUUUGUUUUAGCAAAUGAGGGUUGUUUGGGCGAGGCUUGUUGUGCUUUUUUUUUUGUUGGUUGGGUGGAGUGGAGUGAAAGUCAGUAAGUCAGUAAGUAAGUAUGGUGGUGGUGGUGGUGAGUUGAGUUGGAUUUAUUUUUUGUAUAUAAGUUUGUGUCUCCUUCUCUGGCUCGCCUUGGAAUGGAGGUCAAGUAUCUACGAAUGUAACACAAAACUCCGAUCGGUAUUAUUAUCGUAUUGAUUGUUGCUCGUGCAACCAUUCUCACUUGUGUUUUGAGAAAGAUCAAAAAGGGGCUGCUCGGUUCUUUAUUCCCAUUUGUCUAGUCUUGCGUGGCAGUUUUGUGUCUCGCAUACUCAGCACGCAAUCACUUGAGCUAUUCAUUCCUCGACCAAAUUUCAUCACCCUCAAAAUCAACAUGCCUUGGCGACCAUACAGAAGACCAUCGCCCAAAAACAGAUGGUCACUCUAUCCCUCACUCCACGACAGCGUAGCCCUCCUUCUAAAAGAGCACAAUCUCCACUUCGAAUUCCACCCCAUCGACGAUCCUAUCGCCUGUACCAAAGAAAAAGACACGAGUAUCAUGGGAAAAUUCAUAUGCCAUAACCGCAAAUGCCGCUCCCAUGGAUGGUCGAGCAAGAUGAUCGCUAUCACGAUCCGUAUGUAUGCUGGAGCGAAGUAUAAUGCGAGAGUGUAUCAUCAAAGUUGCAAGAGCUGUAAUACGCUCAGUCAACCGAUCCUGGAUGAUUCGUACGCGGACCGAAUCGCAUAUCGGAUUAAGAAGUGGAAUGGAGUUGAGAUGGAGACGCCGAAACAUUCGGGAACAAGUAAAGGUCCGCAUAAUGAGGAUUUGUGUGAGGGCUGUAAGGAGGGUCACUGUCAGUGGUCAGCUGGUAAGGUAGUAGGGGUUUUUUGAUCGCGUCUUAUGGGCGAUUCGUGGAAUGGUGACAAUUGAAUGUGAAAAUAGUAGUGUUUGAGAGGUAUGGGAUGGGGAUAAAUUGUUGGUAUGGUAGUCUUGACGGGAUGAAUAUUCACCUCACCGGCUAUGAGAUCAUGUGAGGCUUCUUUCUUUUGCUAUGGUAAUGACGAAUUCAUCGGGGUUUGGUGAUGAACGCAAAACUUGUUUGAAAUUUUCUUUUCAUGAAUUUCAAGCCAAAGAGCUAGUUGAUUCUUUCUGGAUAAUAUAACUUAUACUUUUCCA